GUUUUGUUACUGAGCUCCCGUCGGUGAGCAUGGGCCAAGAAAGCACAUUUACAGCUCAAAAAAGAGCCGGAGCACUCCCUACAACCGUCACGGCCAACGGCGGUGUCCGUGGCCGCUCCCCCAACGUAUUACCACGCGGCCGUCAGAUCGACCGUACCUUCAACAAUGUCAAAAUCACCAUCCUUUGCGGUUUCGUCACUAUCCUUGUACUCCGUGGCACCAUUGGUAUCGGCAACGUUUCAUCCUCGGAAGCAGAGGCUGAGAAUCAGAAUUUAAUAGAAGAAACUAAUCGGAUCCUCUCCGAUAUCCGUUCCGAUAAGGACCCGGAUGAUCCAGCAGGAGAUCAACCUGAGACUUUCAUGAGUCUUAAUGACACUUACAGUUUAGGGCCCAAAAUUGCUAAUUGGGAUAAAGACCGGAAAAUGUGGCUUCAGAAGAAUCCAGAAUUUCCCAAUUUCGUUAAUGGUAAGCCUCGGAUUUUACUUGUAACUGGGUCUCCUCCAAAUCCUUGUGACAAUGCAAUUGGGGAUCAUUAUCUGUUGAAGGCGAUAAAGAACAAGAUUGAUUACUGUAGGAUUCAUGGUAUUGAAAUUUUGUAUAAUUUAGCUCAUUUGGAAAAGGAAAUGGCUGGUUACUGGGCCAAACUUCCAUUGAUUCGUAGGCUAAUGUUGUCUCAUCCUGAAGUGGAGUGGAUUUGGUGGAUGGAUAGUGAUGCUUUGUUUACUGAUAUGGUUUUUGAGAUGCCUUUAUCAAAGUAUAAUCGUCAUAAUCUUGUUGUUCAUGGAUACCCAGAUUUAUUGUUUGAUCAAAAAUCAUGGAUUGCAUUGAACACAGGUAGUUUUCUUUUUAGGAAUUGCCAAUGGUUUCUUGAUUUGUUGGAUGCUUGGGCCCCAAUGGGACCUAAAGGUCCUAUUCGCGAGGAAGCUGGCAAGAUUUUGACAUCUUAUUUAAAGGGUAGACCCGCUUUUGAAGCCGAUGAUCAGUCUGCCCUAAUUUACUUGUUGGUAUCACAGAAGGAUAAAUGGAUGCCCAAGGUGUUCGUUGAGAAUUCAUAUUAUCUACACGGAUAUUGGGCGGGGCUAGUUGAUAGGUACGAAGAGAUGAUUGAGAAGUACCAUCCUGGUUUAGGUGAUGAGAGAUGGCCAUUUGUUACACAUUUUGUAGGGUGCAAGCCUUGUGGGAGUUAUGGAGAUUACCCCGUUGAGAGAUGCUUGAAAAGCAUGGAGAGGGCUUUCAAUUUUGCAGAUAAUCAAGUGCUUAACUUGUAUGGAUUCAAACAUAAGGGCUUGUUGAUUCCCAACGUCAAAAGGAUUAGGAAUGAAACUGAUCACCCCCUGCAGUACGUAGAUCAGUUAGAUGUUCGACAUGCAAAGCCCAAGCACACGGCAACUUAGAGCUAGGAGUACACUGUCUUUUGCUGGAAAAAAUCUUCAGUUUUUCGUGGUCUUGCUUGGGAGGUGCUGACAAAAGGAUUGAUCUGU
Molecule: messenger RNA, 1481 nt
Organism: Solanum stenotomum
Lineage: Eukaryota; Viridiplantae; Streptophyta; Magnoliopsida; Solanales; Solanaceae
Product: probable xyloglucan 6-xylosyltransferase 5
Exons: 2
Coding region: 30-1394 (454 amino acids)
Biological process (GO): xyloglucan biosynthetic process
Cellular component (GO): endosome; membrane; trans-Golgi network
Molecular function (GO): hexosyltransferase activity
Source: RefSeq, a predicted model, not a curated record